UGUUACGAUUAACGAAACGAAUCCCUUCCCGAAAUUACGCGCCUUGUCAACCUUGCCUCAAGUUUGACCAAAGAAGCUGCAUCAUUGACGAAAACCAAGAUAUUUCCUUCUAGAAAAUCCCCUUAUUGACUCUUACGAACUACUGGUGGACUGCUAGGAUAGGAAUUUCGGGUGCGCAUUCAAUUGGGCUAAAGAGCGUGUGCGACAUUGGAUCGAAAGUCCGCGCUUCCCUUGACGCCGAAGAUUAUACCUUUCAGGACGUGCGAAGGCUUUAAAGGAAGCGAAAUGAUAUUGGCAUAGGAAGAUUGGAACUGAGACAACCGAAUCAACCGAGAAUUUUUAAUCAUCGCUACCCGGCUUGAUUCUAUACCGGUGAGAGAUACAACGGGAACGCCGCGCAUCAUGACUCACCGACGGCAAGGUCUUUCUCGCACCUUGCCGAAAGACUUCACUUUUCCUUCAAUAGGGGAGCCCAGGACUCCGGAACGCAACUCAAUCCAGCUGGACGUUCCGCCGCCGCCCCCGCGCCAUUCCAGUUGCCGCUUGCGCAGGUCCCGAGUGCGCUCAGGGACGGAUGUCUUUGCGCACGCUGAAUACGAUCGCAAUAUUUUCCACCCUAACCCAUCCGAUAUCCCGCUACCAUCUAUUGAAUUUUCUUCUUCUCACGAUGCGACAGACCCUGAGGCAUGUCUAUCCAUACCUACGAGCAAUGACCGCUUUUUGGCCCCUCCGCGGGAUCGUGUAGCGUUAAAGACCCCACCUGCCCAGAUCCGCGCGGCCCCAGUCGAUCAAUCUACAGGAUACUGGUCAACGGAUGAUCCUCAAAAUAUAGGAGAGACCAUCGAACGCCCUGGCUCCUCCUGCUCCGAUUCUUCAGUUUCAUCAAUUGAAACAUUUGCCUCCCGGCGCUCAGUGGGUGGAAGCUGUACGAGCAUUGAAAGCGACAGUUUCGAUCCCUUUUUCCUUGAAAUCCAGCCAAAACACGUGGAAUCAACUCCAGUGCCCAAGUUCCGGCGGAACAAACCCCCAACUCGAGAACGAUGGACAAGGGAUAUGGACAAUCACUUAUGGAAUACGUAUCAGAUUUACCUCCAGGAUCCUACAAUCACCCCAUUUAAAAUGACGCCGGGAAGCAUCCCGCCCUUGGGGGUCACUCACCGAGUAGCACGAGAAGCAAAGAAGACGUGGGAAAAAAUGCGUUACAGACUUACCAAUCAGCUUCCUUCCACGUCGCAACAAUAUGCGAGCGGUAACUCAACACCAACUCCAAAAACUGACACCCCAAAGAAUGUAUGGCCCAGAUCGGAGGCGUCGACCAGGAGGAGAUUAAAAUAUUUGUGCAAGAGGAAAUUCUGUAUCGCGCCGCAUUACCAAAGGCUGAUGAUGUCCCGAAGCCCGACACCCGCCUUGGAUAUGGUUUCUCACUCAUCACGAGAAUCGUCCCAAGCAGAGGUCCCCACAAGUAGCUCGGCAGUUUACGCCACGCGCGAUCUAGGCAUAUCUCUUGUCUCCAGCUCAGUCCCUGGGCCCUUAACGCAGCUGGCGAUGGAGGAACCACCCAGUAAUAAUAGUGGCGAAUGGUCCAGUCAGCCUGUACCGUGUAACGCUCCUCAUGGCGAGGUCGACCCAUUCGCAAAUAGACCGUUUAGCUUUGAUGAACGGGAGAUAGCACCUCGACUGGGAUCUCCGUUUACCUAUCACACGUGGGGUCCUAAUAACUCGAAAAAACGUGUCCAACGCCAUACGCCUAGAGCUCGAAGAGAAACGAUUCAUGUUACAGGCUCUCGGUUGCGGUCACCUCCCCGUAUGGACUUAUUGGCAAAUGCGGACAACCGUAAUAUUGCUUGCGAGUCAAUGACAACCGCAGAAUCUCCGAGUGAUGAAGAAACGCGACAAAACUUGGAGGAGCUUUUCCGACAAGGAAAACUCAAUGACAUUGGCCAGCGUCGCAUACGAAUUCGAAACCGUGGAGCCACGAUGAGCUCGGUUAAUUCUGGUGGCCUUAACCAGCUCUUUUCCCCACCAUCGUCUUCAUCUAAAAAUGAUGACAGCCAUCGUGAGGAAAAGCCCGCUCCUCACCUGCGGAACCUUAGCGGGGAGGCCAUCAAACGACUUGGCUCACCUUUUAAGAUCGACCCGCCUAAACGAGCCGGCGAUUCGCCGGCCAGGUUUAUCAGGCAUGCACCUUCCCGUUCAGAGCCAUUCGCACGUGGACUUCUGCCUCAGGCAAGACAGACAGCUCAGGUUGGCGGACAGCGAACGUUGAAUACCCUGCCAUACGAUCCCACUGAACCUGGUCUAUCGGAUGCAGAGCGGAUCCGGAGACAGAUUCUGAACAUGUCUUACUCAAGACAAUAAGCCUGGUAUUUCUUUGCCCGAGCGCAAUUGGCUGUUUACGGGCAUGUCUUGAUGGGCCUGUUUUGAUUAUCGUGUCGACUUCGAAUUACUCCUUGACUAAUGACCUGGACGAUCUAAAGUGACUUGGCUUUUGUAGACCAAGCGAAAUAAUGACAGAAAUGGCAUUAACGACUAAUGAUAUUGAAAGACAAAAACGAAACAAAAAAAGAACAAUAUUCUCCUGCUCUCACAAUCUAAGACAAACAACGACACAAAACAAUUUAAAAAAAGCAAAAAAAACCAAAACC
This is a messenger RNA of Aspergillus pseudotamarii, 2645 nucleotides long. RefSeq lists its product as uncharacterized. The record is from RefSeq and is a predicted model, not a curated record. The transcript has a single exon. The coding region runs from base 403 to 2358 and encodes 651 amino acids. Lineage: Eukaryota; Fungi; Ascomycota; Eurotiomycetes; Eurotiales; Aspergillaceae.